Messenger RNA from Prosopis cineraria, 2921 nucleotides. Its product is annotated as transcription factor LHW. The transcript is spliced from 10 exons. The record is from RefSeq and is a predicted model, not a curated record. Gene Ontology annotation, biological process: regulation of DNA-templated transcription. The coding region runs from base 307 to 2553 and encodes 748 amino acids. Gene Ontology annotation, molecular function: DNA-binding transcription factor activity; protein dimerization activity. NCBI's taxonomy places the organism in Eukaryota, Viridiplantae, Streptophyta, Magnoliopsida, Fabales, Fabaceae.
AAGCCAAACCCAAACCCAAACCCGAAUAUCUUUUCAUAUGUGUAUAUAUAUAAAUCUUAAGAUCCUACCUCACCCCCAUUCGCACCCCUUUUUCUUGUAGCAGAACCUGCAAACAGGUUUUCUUCUCUUAACUAUUACGAGACCUUCACUUCACAUUCCUUGCGUCUGGUUUCAAAAAGCACAGAGUGAGUAAUCAGUGGUGAUUUGGGUGUUAGCUCAUUGCUUUGAAGAGUGAACAAAAUAAGUAUCUGCGUUUGAUUUGAGUAUGAAUUCAAGGUGCGACGGAUAACAAGAAGUAUUAGUGAAAUGGGUGAGACUCAGAUGGGUUCCUCGCUUUGGAAUAGUCUCAAAUGCCUUUGUUCUGCUCACGGUUGGUCUUACGCCAUUUUCUGGCGCUCUCAUCCUCCUAAUUCCUUGUUCCUGUCUGUGGAAGAUGCUUACUACGAAGGGCUAUUAGGACAAGAGAUUAUUAAGACUCUUCCACAGCUUCAGUUCCUGGGCGAAGGAAUUGUUGGUCAUGUUGCUUUUACUGGCAAGCCCAGUUGGAUUUUCUCAGAUGCUCAAUCCCAAGAAUGGAAUUUAACAGGUGUCUUUUGGGGUCUAGAUCAUUGUGAGCUUGAUUCUGAACUGCGUCAACAAUUCUCCCAUGGGAUAAAGACAAUAGCAGUGAUAUCUGUUAAACCAUUAGGAGUAGUACAAUUUGGAUCCACAGAGAAGAUCUUGGAAAGAGAGGAAAUUUUUGAGCAAACACAAAGACUGCUCAUGGAGAAUGACUAUUUGGAUACAGUUGAUGAGCCAGAAAAAAUGGUUUUACCUUGGGAUUUUGAAAAUUAUGACCUGAAUGGGUUGUUGACCUCUGAAAACUUGUGCUCUUGGAAUCUCAACCAUGAAGAUCACAAUAACAUCAAUGAGCAGAUUAGAGAUUGCUAUUUUUCCUCAAGCAUGGAUAAUUCUCUCCUUUCCACUUACAAGAAUCAAGAAAAUGGAAUGACCAGCUUGCAUGGGGAAUCUUCUUGUCUUAGCGAUCAAUUGACAACAGGAGCAGAAGCUCAAAUGGUAUUGUCAGAGAAGGAUAGUUUUGAAGUGCUUUUGAAUCCUAAAUCCUGUGUGAAAAACCCCUGUUUUGGCCCACAGAGCAGUGAAGCUUCUUUGGCUUCAUCAAUGGCUUGGGAUAUUUCUGUCCAGGAUUCAGCAUUGACCUCUUUGUACAGCGUGAACCGAAGCAUGCUUGGAUCAGGAGGAUCAUUUCAAGACAAAUUAUGGAAUCCACUUGAAUACAACGCUUUUGCUCAAUCACUGCAUGGACUGUCGAAGAUGUCAACAGAGGACUUGUCUGACUUGUGCUCCGUGGAUGACAUUUGUCAGAGGUUUGCAUCUUCUCCAGAACAUAGCACCUGUGCAACAAAUACUGCAUUGGAAAAUUCUCUUUCUAAGUCCUUAGAAUUCAAUAAUCCCACUUGUGUUGCCUUUAAUGGUGAUCCAGCCAAAAGUAUUUCAGAUGGACACCCAACAUCUACCCUUAUGCAUACUUUUGAAAGCAGCAGUGCACUUGAUUUUGUUGGUGAGUGCUGGGGGAAUAUGAUUGCACCAGUGAUGAAAUCUGCUACCAUUACUGCUUCAUCUGAAUGCAGAUCAGGGUUGAAUAUUGUUACACCUAAUGCCACCAAGAAGGGAUUAUUUGCAGAGCUUGGCAUUGAAGAGCUUCUGAAUGGUGGAUCCAGUUUCGAGGAUCAAAUAUCUACAACUAAAAGGCGAAGGACAGAUUCAUCUGGGAACACUAAUCCUGUUUCCAACUUGGACAAGACAAACAAUCUUGUAUGCAAGAAAGAGACAUUUCCUAAAUCACUGGUAGGGUCAUGGUUGGACCAUGGUCCUUGCUUCAAUGGUGCGAAGGUUGUUCCUCAAAAGCCAGAGGAAUCCACAAAGGCCUCCAAGAAGAGGGCUAGGCCUGGUGAGAGUACCCGACCGCGACCAAAAGAUCGUCAGCAGAUCCAAGACCGUAUUAAAGAGUUGAGAGGGAUCAUCCCCAGUGGUGGAAAGUGUAGCAUUGACUCUUUGUUGGAUCGCACCAUCAAAUACAUGCUUUUCUUACAAAGCGUCACAAAAUAUGCAGGAAAACUGCAAGAACCUAAAAGUCCUAAGCUCAUUGAGGAGGGAAACAGUAUGGUUGUGAAGAACAAAAGUGUGGAAGAAUCAGAUACCAAGGAUGGUGGUGGGGUUACAUGGGCAUUUGAAGUUGCAGGCCAAACAAUGGCAUGCCCCAUUAUAGUGGAGGACAUGAGCCAACCAGGCCAAAUGCUCAUAGAGAUGCUUUGUGAGGAGCAAGGCUUGUUCCUUGAGAUAGCCGAAAUAAUCCGCGGAUUUGGACUGAAUAUUCUGAAAGGAAAGAUGGAAAUUAGGGAGAACAAGUUAUGGGGACGCUUCAUUGUUGAGGCUAGCAGAAAUGUAACAAGGAUAGAUGUAUUUUGGUAUCUGGUUCAACUUCUACCGCAAUCUGGAACAGAUAGUUAUCAGAAAACAGAGAUGGCACUUCCUGCUAUGGCCAUGACGUGAUUAAGAACAUCUUCUGAAGCAAUCACCUUGAGCAUUGAAUUCAACUAGUGCUUCAAAUUACCUGCUGUGAUAGGUGCUUUUAGGAGCCAUUUACUUGAUAUAAAUGAUAGAUUUAUAAGCUCGUUCCAAUUCUAGAGCCUCCACCAGCCAAGCUGAUAUUGAUUUUGUAUAUAUGGACAUUAGGCAGCUUCUUCUGCUUAGCUCUUUGCCUGUACAAUUAGUACAAACCACAUUGUUCCCUUCAAGCAGCUUGCUCUUGCUUAGCUUGGCUGCCUCUUAAGAGUAGAAAAACACAUCAUCAAUGUAAUUUGAAUAAUAGAGAAAAAUCCAAUUGCUGAAGUUUAAUUGGAAUGUUUGCUUUCCAGAAA